GAUUAUGAUGAUCUGUUUGGAUUAAUGUGUGGGAUAAGUUCAAUAUCAAAAUUUUUGUUUCGAAAAUAAUAAGUAUCCUAAGUGCAAUAUGAAGUGUUGGUGUUAAGACGUGUUAUGAUUUUGUUAGCGGCAUGGACUGUACUUCAAAAUUUUCAGUAUUUACUAGUACUUAAGUGACAAUAACGGUAGGAGGCCUACAAUGGCCGGAUCAGAUAUCGACAUUAAUUCACUUUUGGCACAAAGAGAUGCCAUUAUUCGGGAACAACGGGAUCAAAUCAUUCGUUUAAAACGGGAAUUGGAUGGGGUUGCUAGCGAAAGAGAUCUCCUUCUCUGCGAAAACAGCAAUCUUCGAUUUGAGCUUGAAAUGGUAGAACUCAAACGACUGCAAGAUGAAAGUUUUCCUCCAAAGAUGGAGCGCUCCCAGAUAGUUAAUUCCAUGGGCAGCUCUGAUCACAUUCAGGAACAAACAUAUAUACAAGCUCCAAGUUUCGUACAAUCGCAAAAUUAUGUGAACAAUUCGCCAAGCUCGAUCUACUGCAGGUCGCCAAAUUCUUCAAACUAUGUUUCAGUAGUGCAGCCACUUCAUAAAAAGGGAUCACUUAGAAAUGGCGAUGUUCUUAAGAGGUCUAGAGUGCAAGCAACUUACGAAUUGUCACAGGAUAUUCUGGAUAAGCAAAUCGAAGUAUUAGAACGUAAAUAUGGAGGAGAUAAAGCCCGUAGCGCAGCUCUUACGAUCCAAAGGGCGUUCCGAAGGUACACUUUACUUAAAAAAUUCGCAGCUAUAACAGCUAUGGCAAAAGCAGAGAAAAGAAUUAGUCGUAGACUUCCCGCAACUUCAGAAGACUGCAACCAAACACCCACUACCGAACAACCAUGCAACGAUUAUGCUUUCGGCUUCGAUGCCCAUGACUGUAACUCUUUACGGAUGAUGCCGGUACGAUCAAUGUCUUUGAGAGAGAGAAGACACAUAGAUAAUAUGCACAUACCCCGUAGUCAAUCAGGAACACCUACAGUUUGCUGGGAAAACUAUUCUUCCUCAUCUUUACAGCACUAUUAUUCUCCUGCUGAAAAUAAGUCGGACCUCUCCACUCAAGUGACACCUAGUAGUAGUUCUUGUGGCACUCCAGCUACACCAUCUAAUGGAUAUUUGCGCUCUAGAAAUAGCUUAUCGAGCCGGAAGGUUCCGCCAGAGGUUCCGAAAAGAACUUCUAGCAUAUCGUCAAAAUCCGUGGAGCCACAUCGUCAAAAAAGCAAUGGACUAAUAAAAACAACAGAAAAUGGCUCAUUAUCUAGUGUACAGAGCUCAGGAAGUGAUAGCAGUAUUUCUACUGAAAGAUUGCAAUGUGAAUACGCCAGCUCUCCAGUUUGGAAAAGAAAAGGCAACAACGCAUCUGAAUACGCAGAACCAGCAUUGGAAACUAGUCUUGGAAAUCUAUCUAAUGUUAGUUCUUCAACUUAUACUUUAGUAGAACGAGCAGCUGAUCAACAAGUCCCCAAUAGUUAUAAGAUUUCAGAGACCAUUCGUAAGCGCCAGUACCGAGUUGGUCUUAACUUAUUUAAUAAAAAACCCGAGAAAGGUAUUGCGUACCUUAUAAGAAGAGGAUUUUUAGAAAAUUCUCCCCAAGGUGUAGCUAGAUUUCUUAUUUCCCGGAAAGGCCUGAGUAAGCAAAUGAUCGGAGAGUAUUUAGGAAAUUUGCAAAGUCCUUUCUGUAUGGCUGUGUUGGAAUGUUUCGCUAGUGAACUGGAUCUUUCCGGAAUGCAAGUCGAUGUUGCAUUGAGGAAAUUUCAGCAACACUUCAGAAUGCCUGGAGAAGCUCAGAAAAUCGAAAGGUUAAUGGAGAUAUUCUCACAACGAUAUUGUCAAUGCAACGUGGACAUUGUUGGAAGACUGAGAUCACCAGAUACCAUUUUCGUGCUUGCUUUUGCAAUAAUAAUGUUGAAUACUGACCUACACACUCCAAGUAUAAAACCAGAGAGGCGUAUGCGAGUUGAAGACUUUAUAAAGAACCUAAGAGGAAUUGAUGAUUGUGGUGACAUAGACAGUGAUACGUUAGUAGGGGUCUACGACAGAGUCAAAGCCAACGAAUUCAAACCUGGAUCAGAUCAUGUAACUCAAGUCAUGAAAGUGCAAAGCACUAUAGUUGGCAAGAAACCGAAUAUGGCUCUACCACAUCGCAGGUUGGUGUGCUAUUGUCGUUUGUAUGAAAUACCCGAUAUUUAUAAGAAAGAAAGACCAGGUGUACAUCAAAGGGAAGUAUUCCUGUUUAAUGAUCUCCUGGUGAUUACAAAGAUUCUGAGCAAGAAGAAAUCGUCUGUUACAUAUACAUUUAGGAAUAGUUACCCUCUCUGUGGAAUGAUAGUUACUCUUUUUGAUGUUCCACAUUAUCCAUAUGGUAUUCGUCUAAGUCAACGUGUAGAUCAAAAAGUUCUAGUUACAUUUAAUGCCAGAAACGAACAUGAUAGAUGUAAAUUUGCCGAAGACCUAAAAGAAGCUGUUAGUGAAAUGGAUGAAAUGGAGAAUCUUAGGAUAGAGGCCGAAUUAGAUAGGCAAAAAUCGAACAGAGGAGGAAACAGGACAGGGACAGAGAAUCGUGAUAGCGGAGUAGCAGAUGUAGAAGGAUGUCCUUAUCAAUGUCCGUGCUCUCAGAUGCCUUCUAUGAGCGCUAAUGAGGAAGAGAUUCACAAUGAUCCUCAAAUUAAACGUUCUGCUCUUAGUAAUUCCCUUUUGGACAUCCAUGAACAGUUUGCAGGAGAAAAGGCUCAGAGAAGAGGUAGUGUCGGCUCCCUAGAUAGCGGAAUGUCGGUUUCAUUCCAAUCCACAUCAGCCAGUUCCUGUUCAAGAUCUGACAAACUAGCUGGCAAGCAACCGGGAAAAUCGGGAGUUCAUAGUCACCAAGGCCACCAAGGAUUCCUAGGAGGAAUUUUCAAAAAGCAAAGCGCAGCUGGCUCCAAGUCUACAGAGGUGUAAAAGUUUUUAUGUUUUUCUCUUACAGUGGGUAGUGUUAAUUGGUGUACUGCUCAUUUUUUGUUACCAAGUUUUUCAAAUUUUAACCAAAUUUUAUUUCGAUGCCCUUAGGUAAGUCUGUUAUAAUACUCAUCAGAAGUAGAUAUAUUUGAUAUUUAUUUGCUUUGAAAAAAUCUAAGUCCAAUAUAUCUGUCCCUGCCUGUAAUGUUCAAAUGGUCAGAAAAAGUUAUUUAUCUCAUAAAAUUGAUAUUUUUGGAUGUACGAUCUUUUGUUUACGGGAGAGAAGUGAAAAUGUUUCUCGCUGUAGAACACAAAACCUAUAAUAACAUAUAUGCUCUUGCUUCAAAGUUCGAAAUAUGUACAACUUUAUAUUAUAUAGUAAGCAGGGUAUGUAAAUGUAAAAAAUAAAUUUGGCACUAUUUAAUUUGUUAGAUGUUAUUUAAUUUUCAAGCAUUUGGAUGGUAUUAUAAUAGACAGAAUGUCUAUUUAGCACAUAUAUACAUUAAUAUAUAGAAUUAAUUCGGUUUAUUUAGUGAAAUUGUUACAUCUCACCAUGUACUUUUCCAUUUUGAUACUUAUCAGUGUUUUUUUACUAAAUUGUGUAACUGUUUUUGAUAUAUCACAUGAAUUCGUGAAUUUAAUUGUAACUGUAUAUAUCUAAUAAUAACAUUUAUGUACCGAAUUUUUCACUGUUUAAUAUUUUUGGAAAAAGUUAGUGUCCGUUUUUUAAAAACAUUACCACAAUGCAGGGGACUGUCUUUAUUUAUUAAAUCGCACUAAAUAUCGAUGGAUUUGUUCUAGUUGCAUAUAUUAUGCGUUGAAGAUGUGAUUUGCUAUUUUAGUGGUUAAUAUUUAUCUUAAAGUACCACCGUAGUAUUUUUUCUAUACAGUUAGCAGUAUUAUUGAAUUUAAUUUAAUAUGUUAAAAAAUUCAAAUCUGGAGUUAUGGGUCCAUAAAUAUUAAACAAUUUAAAUUCGGAAUUUGAGGAUUUGCAAGUCAUUUUUAAAUAUAAUUAAAUUCUAAAAUCGCUUGUUUUUUGGUAUAAAUAACGCUCUAAUUCUUAAUAAAUAAAUCCUAAUGAAUAAUUACAAUGAAUAAUUGUAGAAUAAUUUGAUAUGAAAAGUAAAUUGGUGUUUUGUAUAAAGAGUGAAUCGUACUAUACUAUACUGAUGACAUUGGUGUUAAACUUACCUAGAACUAAAUUAAUAUUAAAAUAAUCGUAUGCAAUAAUCCAUAUAUUUCCAAAUACUACGAAGUUAAAGUUUUCAAUAAAAACCAAUUUAUUUCGAAGUCUAGGUAAAUUAAAAACGAAUAAGUCCGAAUCAUUUAUAUUUAUUUUGUUUGUGUGGUUUACUUUAUGUGUUCUAGAUUAAUGCAUAAUAGAGAUGAGUUUCACAUCCUGAGAUGUCACAAUCGCAAAGUGCAACAAUGAAAUGUGUCAGUCAUUGCUACAUGUUAUUGAAUUUUAACAUUAAACCAGGUAAUACAGUUUAUGUACAAUGCUAGACAGCUACAAUGAUAGUCGCAUUCAAUUAAACUUGAAAUUCAGUAUGUGGCGAAUUAAACAAACAAUGGUCUAUUACGAGAUAAUUAAUAAUAAUUAAAGUAAUAUCGACUAUAUUUCCUUCGAUAGCCCUGGCGAGAUAAAUAAACUUUAACCCAUACAAAAACAUUGUAGAGGUUUGAGAUAAAACUAGGGUUGGACUUACCUGUAAAUUCAGUGGUCUUUUUACACUAUUUUACAGCAACAACGAACAAGCGAAUUGGACAUGUGUAUUGGUAGAUUCUCUAUUUGCAUCUUCAAUCUUUAGACACUAAUAAAGUGCCAAAGAGAAUUACGGCAAUUAUUAUUAAUAAAUACUACAAGACCGUAGGAGUGCCAUUAUUUGAAAAGUUGUACAUACACGUUACAUUCCUGUGUAGUUUUGUUGCCACUCACGAGAUUAUUUUUUGUAGAAAGUUACUCCGUCUUCCCUCCUUUUUUAAUUGUAUAAAUCUGUUAUUCUUUUAUUCUAUUAAACAUAUAAUUUAUCAUUAGAUUUUCAUCUCAUUCUUGGUCUGAUUGGUGUAUGUUCCGGUAUGGGUUUUAUUUCAUAAUUUUUUAUUGCAUUUUAAUAUCCCAUUAUUUGAAUGUGUUGGUGCAAUUGAAUUGAAAUUGUUGUACUUACAAAGUGAAACAAAAUGAAUGCAACAAUCUCGAAAUUGAGAUAUGUGAAAGAACUUAGGAGCUGUAUGCUAGUUAAUUACAGAGAUAGAAACGUUAAUUCUACAAACAAGACGUAAUAAAUACUAUGUAAUCUCAUUGGAUUAUUUUGUCACCUCAAAUCUACAACCAGGUAACUCAUAUUCAAAGUUUUUGCAAGGUUUGAAUUUCUUUGUAGCGUAAAACUGACAUAAUUAACAUUUUUACCUUCUCUGCUGACCAUCCAUGAUGGAUUUAAUAAUGGACGUAUUUUACGAGAUUGGGAAUAUCUGAAGAAACAUCGGAAAACUCCUAGUUAUCUAGUUAUUGCAUUUGUAGGCUUUAUACAAAAAUCUCAGUUAUGUACUUAGUGCACUAGACAGGGUGUGGCGCGACAAGUUUUGAUUAAAAGUAAUGGCAGAUAUAGUUAUGUUAAAAAUCUGAAAUUACGGAGCUGUAAGUUUUCGAUGACGCUAACUUGAAAUAUAAUGUUGUCCUGAAUGUGGCACUUUCGGUUAUACAGGAAGUAGAUGUCAGCUGUGUUAUUUUAAAUAGAACUUAAAUUUUUUUAAUUUAUUUUCGAAUUUUGCAUAUUAUUUUCUUUGCAUAUUAUCUAUCUCUAAAUACUAUAAAUCCUUUUGAUGUUUUUUAAUUUUGGAAAUAGGGUCGCAUUAUACCUUCCUUUGUCGUAACAGAUUUGGAAAAUAUCUCAUUUUUAAUGUAACCUCAAAUACCAAAAUCUAAAGAAACCCAGUCAGGAGAGUGAGCAGGCCAACGAAACGGGCCCUGAUUGGCAAUCCAUGUAUCAUUAAACAUGUCGUAAAGAUGCUGAGCAACUGGUCCAUAAUUCCUCUCCAUUUAUCAUUUAAAUUUUCAUCAUAAAAUUUUAAUGGUAAAAUCGUAUCGUCUUUUAUUGCACAAAAAACAUUAAAACUCCAACCAUCUACGAAAUAACAUUCUCUACUAACAUGUGGAUCUUCAUUAGACCAAAAAUAGGAAUUAUGUAGAUUAAAUAACUCAUUUUUACUAAACUUUGCUUGAUCAGACCAUAUAACUUUUUAUAAAGUUUUCAUCUCUCUAACAUUCUGUGAUGGAGGUAUUUGGAGAGUCCGAAAAAUAAUCCAAAACGUUAAAUUCGUUUAUAUCAUUAAUUCGAAACCACUAGUGGUUUCUUUUUAUUAAUUUUUGUCUUAAAUUGACCAAACUGGCGACAGUUUUUAACCGUCUGACUGGGACAUGAGUAGUCCAUAUGGCCAACUCAUUGAAAUAUCAAUGAGUUGGAUAUAUGGAGUUAACAGUCGAGCGCUUGCUGUUUAUUGGUUACAAUUUCUAGAAUCGUGAUUAAUGGAGAUAUCUUUAUUCAAUGUGGACUAGGAUUUUUUAAAAUUUAGUCAGAAAUCGAAGUAUAGGACAUUGUGCACAAAUUUUGUCUAAAAUUUCAUGUAAAAUUCGAAAAUAAAAUAAAAAAUAUUAGGUUCUAUUUAAAAUACCAAAGUUGACGUCGUCUACCGGUAUAUCCGGAAGUGGCACAUUAUAUUUCAACUCAGUUUAAUUCAAGUUGUCAAGUUGUGAUACAUGUCAAUGUGACAUGUAUCGUCUGGCGGACUGUAUCCGCCAUUACUUUUAAUCAAAACUUGUCGCGCUACACCCUGUUUACUUUUCCUCUAUUUAUAUCUUUGGCUUCUAGCUGUCUCAACAUAUAAAGUUUUGUAUUCUGAGUAAUAUUUUCAUUUCAUUUUCAUGAUUAUGUAUUUUUGUGGUUUUUGUUUUCUCGGUUAACGUGUUUUUUUAAUUGAUGUUUUGUCUUUUCCAUCUUUUUGUGGCGGGCUUGUUUUCUAUGACAAUCCUUAUUAAAUCGGCUGCAAUCGGGUAGCUAUAAUUCUAGUUAUUAGUUUUAAGGUUCUAUCUAGGAAACUUAUUACCCAUAAUUACUAGGAUCUUCUCUUUUUUUAAUUGCUUGUUUGUUUUAUCGAACAGAGUGAAUCAGUAGUUGUAAUAAGUAGUAAAUAUAAUAUACACGUGUUCGUUUAAACCAACAUUGUGAUGACCAGGCGAAAUAUUACUGUUAAAUUUUAUUUUUGCAUAUCAUAAGUUAUCCUAAUUGCAAUAUAAUCUUUUGGUAGAAUGACAAAUACGAGCUUCACUAGACUUUACUUGCCUAUUACAGCUGUAUUAAAUGUCAUGUAUAGUUGGUAUUUAUCAGAAAUAUAUGAUUUCUUAUGUCAUCAGUUGUUUCGUAUCAAGAUAUAGUAGAUAAUUUGAUCGAUCAAUUUUAGUAUUUUUGUCCAUAUUGAUAAAUAUUAUUUAUUUUGCCAUUCUAAAUAGAAGACAAUUCUCUACCAGUUUGUUUUUUGUAUAUUUACAUUUGUUUGUAUAACUUGUACUGGAUAAAGUUACCCUGUGUAUAAAAUACUACUAUAUAACAAGUAAUCUAUUUGUUUUUAUAUUUUAAGUUGUGCAUGACAAAAGUAACCAAAUAUAUUUUCACCAUUUUUAAGUGUU
Messenger RNA from Diabrotica balteata, 7649 nucleotides. Lineage: Eukaryota; Metazoa; Arthropoda; Insecta; Coleoptera; Chrysomelidae. The record is from the annotation of a GenBank genome assembly.